UCGUAUCACGUGUUGGCGCUCGUGAAUCUCGCGGUGUCAGCUUACGUCAUCAGAGAAGAAAGGAUUUGCAGAAAUGGUUGUUCCUCCUUAAUCGACAAAAGGUGAAUACAGCUAUGUCUGAAUCUCUGUAUGAAAAGUUUCUGGCUCCAGAGGAGCCUUUUCCUCUCUUGUCCCAGCGAGCCAACCUCAGUGAUGUGGGAACACUAGAUGUCAGCGACUUUGGAUGUCAGCUCUCAUCUUGUCACAGGACGGAUCCUUUACAUCGCUUCCACAGUAACAGGUGGAAUCUGACUUCCUGUGGGACCAGUGUGGCUAGCUCCGAGUGCAGUGAGGAGCUCUUCUCCUCCGUGUCUGUGGGGGAUCAGGACGAUUGCUACUCCCUCUUGGACGAUCAAGAACUAACAUCUCUGGACCUGUUUCCAGAGGGAAGUGUCUGCAGCGACGUGUCUUCCUCUAUCAGCACCUACUGGGAUUGGUCCGACAGUGAGUUUGAGUGGCAGUUACCAGGAAGUGACAUUGCCAGUGGCAGUGACGUCCUCUCUGACAUUAUCCCCAGUGUGCCAAGCUCACCGUGUCUGUUCUCAAAGAGGAAGCCCAAGCCCCACCCUCAUCGCAACCUGGACGAGCUACCUUGGAGCGCCAUGAGCAAUGAUGAACAAGUGGAGUACAUUGAGUAUCUGAGUCGGAAAGUGAGCACGGAGAUGGGCCUGAGAGAGCAACUGGACAUCAUCAAGAUCAUCGAUCCUUGCGCUCAAAUCUCUCCCACGGACAGCGAGUUCAUUAUCGAGCUGAACUGUCUCACUGAUGAGAAACUCAAACAGGUGCGUAACUACAUCAGAGAGCACGGCCCGAGGCAGCGGGCCAGCAGCACGAGGGAGGGCUGGAAGAGGAGCAGCCACAGCAGUGCCAGUACAGGAGGAGUCAGCGGAGCCAGCAGCAGUAAUGCUAGCAUGGUCAGCUCCGCUAGUUCCUCCACUGGCUCCACAGCUUCCAACUCUGUAGCUGGUGGUACAGCUUCAGCCUGCAGUGGAAGCAGCGUCGCUAACAUUAGCAGAGCCCACAGUGAUGGAAACCUGUCCAGUGCUGCAGAACGUAUACGAGACUCUAAAAAACGCUCAAAGCAGCGUAAGCUUCAGCAGAAAGCCCUUCGAAAACGGCAGCUCAAAGAGCAGCGGCAAGCUCGCAAGGAGCGCCUGAGCGGGCUCUUUCUGAAUGAGGAGGUGCUGUCACUGCGAUUGACAGAGGAGGACGACCACGGCGACGACCUGGACAUACUGAUGUGACACCAGUGAAUUAAUCAGUGCUCCCUCUACGCCUGCUCUCUCACCACCAUACCGCUGACGCACAGCUUCUAGGACAUUCUAAUACGUAGGCCAAGGCAACAUUGCAUGAUUGAGCUAACAUGCUAAUAUUACAAAGAACCUAAUAGCCACCAGUGUAGUUUGCUUGCUGAUAAUGGCGUGACAGUGCCAGUGCUAAAUCUGACAGCUGCUGCAGUCACUGCUAAACUAGCUAAAGUAAUACUGCUAAUGCUAAACUACUGCUAAUGCCUAUGUAGUAAGUUGUGUGUCGCCUGCUUUUAGCCACUGGUAACUGCAACAGGUUCAUGUGAUGACAACACAACAGUAUGAAUCCACAGCUACUAACACGCCGAGGUAGAAGGACAGAUCAGACAUGCCUGUGCACCACAGCCUGGACAUGAAGAUUGAUUGUGGUGAACAGUCCUGUGGUGUCAGUCGUGGGGUUCAUGUGCAAUACAUUUUUAGCAACAAUCACAGCUGUAGUCUAAUCAGCCGUACUAACUACAAAACUGAUGUCAUGUCAUGUUACCUGAAGGAGUGAACUUUAUAAAUGUGUGAACUUUCAAAUUGCAGAGAGUAGUACUGAUUUUCCAUCUGAAAUACAGGAUCAAAGCACUUUACAACAAUGGCACCUCACAUUCACAUACCGAUGUCAGUGUGCUGCCAUUCACGGCACUCGGCUGCAUACCAAUAGCAACUUAGGACUUUAAAGACCCUGCCCAAGGGCCCCUAUUGCCCCCCCCCC
Thalassophryne amazonica is the source of this 2046-nucleotide messenger RNA. It is a transcript of the gene fam199x, whose product is annotated as family with sequence similarity 199, X-linked. The record is from RefSeq and is a predicted model, not a curated record. The coding region runs from base 114 to 1283 and encodes 389 amino acids. NCBI's taxonomy places the organism in Eukaryota, Metazoa, Chordata, Actinopteri, Batrachoidiformes, Batrachoididae. The transcript is spliced from 8 exons.